This is a messenger RNA of Miscanthus lutarioriparius, 2349 nucleotides long. Lineage: Eukaryota; Viridiplantae; Streptophyta; Magnoliopsida; Poales; Poaceae. The record is from the annotation of a GenBank genome assembly.
AUGGCUCGGCAGGAAAUCUUAAGAGGUUUUGGUUCUCUUGCUAACCAAGUGUGGGAUGCUGCUAAUGUUACUCAUGGUGAUCAUGGUGAUGCUCCUAUCGAGUAUACCUGCUCUUCGACAGCUAGGCGGACUGAUGUCCCAAUCCAGAAGGUUUUUCAAAAUCUCAAAAGAGAUCUCCACAUUAACACCAAUCUUGAUCAGGCCGCCAAUACUCAGCUGUCAGCAAGAUUGCUGGGGGAGACUCGUUGUAUUUGCUGCCUCAAUUAUGGUCAUCGUGCUCGUUACUGUGCUAAGAGACGAUCAGACCUCAAGUGUAAAUGGGCCACUAAGCCCAGCACACAACCCUCGGGUGAAGACCAUGGCGGAGAAGGAAGAAAAAAUUAUAUUCAAUGGUCCCUUGGGCCCAAUGCACCUGAUGACGCUGUGCAUUCUAUGCUCGGCUCCCAUGAUUGUACUCAUUGUAUUCUCUCUAGUGUUAUGGAAGAGGAACAAGGUUAUGCUGUGAUGGUUGAUGCUCCUUCAUGCCAUGCUGCCCCUGCUCUUCUUCAGCUUGGACAGGGCAAUGAAAAGAAAAUCUCUAUUGACAAGCAGCAUGAUGAGCAAGAAAAUUUAGUGGCUGAACUUGCUGGGAUCCAACAAAACCAAGCUCUUGCAAUCAGGAACUCUCCAAUGCCUGUUGUGAUCGAUAACACGUCUGAAACUAACCAAGAUCAACUGCAAGUUAAUCAGCAGCAGGUCACUGAUCCUCUAGCUCUGACUAUCACAACAGGAAGCAACAUCAACGGGCUGCCAGAAAGUCACAAGGUCAUUGAUCAGAGACAUGCCAUCUCAAAAUUCAUUGCUGAUGGGCUAAGGCAACUAAUUGUCAACCAAAGCAAUGACGCCUCCAACAAGAUAAUGGGAAGCCUCAACAUUUCAAACUCCCUGAUCCACAUUUCCCAACACUUCCAUAUUGGGGCAGGCCAAAGUACCGAAGUGAUUGUGGAUUCACUGAACCUAGAACAGAACAGCACGCUGGUGAACCAGGAGAGGGCUCAAGAAUAUAACUCUCAGAUUGCAAACAACCUUGCAAUAGUGCCUGCCAAACCUGGGACUACUGCAGAGCAGAAUGACAGAGUAGAGAAGGAAGCAAUCACUAAUAUCCUGGUCUCUGGCCAGAUAAUGAACAAUCAGCUAAACAUUCAAGGCUUAAUGCCUUUAGGAAGUCUGGCCGUUCCGGAUUCCAUCAUCCGCAUUGAUCUCGCUGCUUUAGGCAUCAAUUCUCUGAACAUUACAGUAUCCAUCCCAAGUCAGGGCAACAUUCUAGAACCAAGGACUGCUAACAACACUAUGCCUGUACUGGAGGUCCAAAGGCAUCAAACUAGUAUGAUUGUAAGAAGAACCACCCCGAUUACUAAGGUGUACUACAGAAUGAAGUUUAGGAAAAACAAAAGCUCUCAGGCUAACAUGAGAAACAACCAAAUGCAAGAGGAAAGAGCUCAAAUCUUUCCUGAACCAGUUGAAGAUUACAUGGUCAUACAUGAGCAACUUGAUGAGGAAGAUUACAGUACCAGAAAACCUUUGAGAAGAAAGAGGAAGUGCAGUACUCCAGUUUCAGCAAAAAAACUCAGAAGAAGUGACAGACUAAACAAGGCUCUUGAUGGUCACAAACCCAAACUGGCUUCACCUCCCAAGGGUCAGAUAGCCAGAAACAAAAGCAAGGGCAAGAAAGUUUCCCUACAGUCAUCCAUCAGGGGCAAACUCUUGUUUCCUCCUUCCUGCUCAGAUGCUGAAUUUCCUGAUUUAUCUAUCAUAAAGAAACACACUGAAAUAGGGAACACUUACCCAGAAAUUCGUAUUGUGGAAAUUCAAAAGGUGGCCACUCAGAAAUGUCGUAUCACUCCUUCGGAGGUGAUGACAGAGCUUCUCCUUGCAUCAAAGAAAAAACAUGAGAACAACGGAGGGAGGAGUAGCGUGGAGGUCCCAAAAGUGAAGAUGGCAGAGACAUAUUUGAUCAUCAUGAGAAGGUUGCUAUUCUUCUGGAAGAAUACAAAGAAACUGAGUACUUGCAAUCAUUUGAUACUCAAGGAAUCAAUAUCUGCAUCUUUUGUGGCAUCUACAAUGCACAAAAGCCCCAUUCAGUACCUUUUUGGAAAUGUAUAUCCGUACAGCAUUAGCAUGGAGGAGAGAACGAAGGCCAUGGCAAACGAGCUGGUGGCAAAGCUGACUUUUCUUUGCUGGGACAAAUGCGUCACGGGGAGCGUCGGGAGCAGCUUCAGCAGGAGCGAGACCUCGUGCCUGUCCAACUGUGCAAAACGCUUCGCUGAAGUGAAGAUGAUGACCAUGCAACGCUUCACCGGCCGCAGCUGA